Molecule: messenger RNA, 784 nt
Organism: Triticum aestivum (bread wheat)
Lineage: Eukaryota; Viridiplantae; Streptophyta; Magnoliopsida; Poales; Poaceae
Product: calmodulin-1
Exons: 1
Coding region: 66-341 (91 amino acids)
Molecular function (GO): calcium ion binding
Source: RefSeq, a predicted model, not a curated record
CUUAGCUAGCAUAGCAUCCCGUCUCUGCAGCUGUAAGGGUCUCGAGCUUGCUAACGCGGCCGGUCAUGGCGAUCAGGGGGGUACCUUCGCAGCGGGAGAUGACGGUGGCGGAGUUCAAGGAGUGGCUGAAGCAGUUCGACGCGGACGGCGACGGCCGGAUCAGCAGGGACGAGCUCCGCGAGGCCAUCCGCCGCCGCGGCGGCUGGUUCACCACCCUCAGGGCCGGCCGCGCCGUCCGCCGCGCCGACAGGGACAACAGCGGCUUCAUCGACGACGCCGAGGUGGAGAACCUCGUCGCCUUCGCGCAGAAGGAUCUCGGCAUGAGGAUCUCUGCCUGGUAGCCGCCUGCCUAGGCUGGCUCCAUGGGUUUUUUUAUCUCGGCCUACUGAAUGAAAACUACUCCAUUUGUUUCAAAAUAUAGUGCUUUCUUUAUUCUUAUGCUUCAACUUCAAUCAUAAAUUUAAUCAAUGAGAUCAACUGCUGCGGAAGGAAAAAUUAUACCGGAAAAAUUAUAUAAUUGAAAACUUCUUUUGAAUACGAAUUCACUGGUAUAACUUCUGCUCCCGCCGCAGUCAAUCUCAUUGGUUAAAUUUAUAGUCAAAGUUGGACCUUAGAAAUUGCGGGUGCACUAUAUUUUAAAAUGGAGGAAGUACCAGCAACCAUCAUAGUACAGUACCUGUCUAGCGUCGUAUGAUAUGGUUGAACUUGACAUGCCAACUUCUCCUGAAUAAUAUGUGUAAAAUCGGGAGACUUAAUUAAGGUUCGCCACUAUGCAGUUACUUCA